Molecule: messenger RNA, 801 nt
Organism: Phaethon lepturus (White-tailed tropicbird)
Lineage: Eukaryota; Metazoa; Chordata; Aves; Phaethontiformes; Phaethontidae
Gene: ALAD
Product: aminolevulinate dehydratase
Exons: 9
Biological process (GO): heme biosynthetic process
Cellular component (GO): cytosol
Molecular function (GO): porphobilinogen synthase activity; zinc ion binding
Source: RefSeq, a predicted model, not a curated record
AUGCAGGCAGACUCCCUUCUUCACAGCGGCUACUUCCACCCUCUGCUACGCUCCUGGCAGUGUACAGCAACCACCUUUGAUGCCUCCAACCUCAUCUACCCUAUUUUUGUCACUGACAGCCCUGAUGCAGUGGAGCUGAUCCCCAGCCUGCCUGGACAAGCCAGGUACGGAGUCAACAAGCUGGAGGGGAUGCUGCGUCCCCUCAUCGAGGAUGGUCUGAAGUGUGUGCUCAUCUUUGGGGUGCCCAGCAAGGUCCACAAGGAUGACAGAGGCUCUGCUGCUGACGCAGAGGACACACCUGCCAUCCAGGCAAUCAAGAAGAUCCGCUCCACCUUCCCAGAGCUGCUCAUAGCCUGUGAUGUCUGCUUGUGCCCUUACACCUCACACGGGCACUGUGGCAUCCUGCGUGAAGACGGCACCAUCCAGAACGAGAUCAGCUGCCAGCGGCUGGCAGAAGUGGCGCUGGCCUACGCCAAAGCAGGCUGCCACAUCGUUGCCCCCUCAGAUAUGAUGGAUGGGCGCAUCGCAGCCAUGAAGAAGGCGCUGAUCUCUAAUGACCUGGGCAACAAGGUCUCAGUGAUGAGCUACAGUGCCAAGUUUGCUUCAUGCUUCUAUGGUCCCUUCAGGGACGCCGCACUAUCCAAACCCGCCUUCGGAGACAGGCGAUGCUACCAGCUGCCUCCAGGCGCCAGGGGCCUGGCGAUGCGUGCCGUGGACCGGGACGUGCGUGAGGGAGCUGACAUGCUGAUGGUGAAGCCGGGGAUGCCCUACCUGGACCUUGUGAGGGACGUCAAGGCUCGA